AUGCCGAGCAUGACAGGAUUCGUGGAUUUCAAUCCGGAGCAAGAUAUUCCACGCCUCGACGGAAAAGUCAUAUUCGUGACAGGAGGAACUGCAGGCUUAGGGAAAGCUUCAAUACAGGCCCUGGUGAAGCGCGGCGCAUCACACGUCUAUUUCACUGGCCGCAAUGCCGAAGCAGGAAAUACACUCAUAAAUGAGAUGAAGAAGACCCACCCUUCCGUAGGCUUGACAUUCUUAGAGAUGGAUUUCCUAUCCCUCGCCUCGGUGAAGAAAGGGUGCGACAGUUUUGUCCAUGAUCGCCUGGACCUUCUCAUGUGUAAUGCGGGAAUCAUGUUCAAGCCGCCUGCGUUGAGCCAAGAUGGCUAUGAAGCAACUUUCGCUACGAACCACCUCGCCCAUGCCCUGAUUAUCAAGAAACUUUUGCCCACCCUGCUCAAAACUGCUGAGACGCCAAACUCAGAUGUCAGGCUAAUCAGCCUGACCUCAGAGGGUUGGGCCGGUCACCCCAAGGAGGGUGUCAACUUUUCCACCCUCCAAACCACGCAGAACGCGCUGUUUGGGAAAUUGACACGUUAUGGGCAGAGUAAGCUGGCGAACAUCGUUUAUACGGCUGAAGUCGCACGUCGUCAUCCACAGAUCAUGUGUGCCUCGGUCCAUCCGGGUGUUGUAAAGACAGAUCUCGUCAAUAACCUCAGCCUCUCGGAAAAGGCGUUGGUGUAUGGUGCGAACUGGCUGAUGGGCGUGACGUUGAUGGAAGAAGACCAAGGUUGUCUCAGCCAGCUCUGGGUCGCGGCCGGGGCUCGCAGAGAUCAGCUCGUCAACGGCGCUUAUUAUAGACCGGUUGGUGUGCAGAGCAACUCUGGCCUGGAUAAAAUUGCCACCAGUCAAGAGUUUGCUACGAAGCUGUGGACAUGGACCGAUGAUGCGUUGGCGAAAGCAUUGUGAACAACAUCCGAUGAAAAAAAAACCCUUGCCCCUUUAAUGGGCUCCGUAUCAUGGAGCAGAGCAGUCGGCAAUUGCGGUCGACAUCAAGAAAUGGUAUGAGGUUCUCAUUGGUGUCCGGCCCCUAUCUAGCCUGGUGGCAUUGAUUAUAAUUGCAAGCAAGGGUUAUAUCCACCCGCCACAGAGAGUUAUUGUCAUACCUUUUCUGGAGGUCGAAAAAGGAGUCCUGUAUAUAGUAGAGAUCUUCAAUUGAUUAGAUAAAUUAAGCGCGUUUACCAGCAGA
This is a messenger RNA of Xylaria bambusicola, 1222 nucleotides long. RefSeq names its product putative short-chain dehydrogenase. Lineage: Eukaryota; Fungi; Ascomycota; Sordariomycetes; Xylariales; Xylariaceae. The transcript has 4 exons. The record is from RefSeq and is a predicted model, not a curated record. Bases 1 to 942 code for a protein of 313 amino acids.